Messenger RNA from Thalassophryne amazonica, 9498 nucleotides. Its product is annotated as serine/arginine repetitive matrix protein 2-like. The transcript is spliced from 31 exons. The coding region runs from base 1004 to 9352 and encodes 2782 amino acids. Lineage: Eukaryota; Metazoa; Chordata; Actinopteri; Batrachoidiformes; Batrachoididae. The record is from RefSeq and is a predicted model, not a curated record.
UUCUCUCUGACUAGCCAACAGUGCUUUCACGUCAGCUUUUGGUAUCACCUCAGCUCGUGUAACUUGCGUUGCUUCAUCCCACACUGGGCUGGAACGGUGGAUGGGAUGCAGGCGCGCUAACUCCCACGGGCUUAUGUUGCAAGAGCCUCUCGGUAUUGGGAGAGUGAGAAUUACUUUUCUUCUGCACAGCACCACUUGCUGCUCUCCAUUACACUCGCUUGUACACUCCCUAGCGGUGAUACCAGGUAAUGGUAACAGGUUUGAAAAAUGGAAAAUCAAAAAAGGUGAGCUGACUCAAUCUGAGCCGCUACCAGGCAGUGCACAAGCGUUAAUUGAUAUACUUCUGAUAGCUGAGUGCAGGAAGUCUUCAAAAGCCUGAAUAUUAAUCUUGAUCCAGGACAGUUGUAAACUCAGACUUCCUGACUCCUUACUCAGCAUUUCAAGUGCUGCACUCGGGUCAUCCAGUGAUUCUACCAAGAUCACAGACUUUUUUUCCUAAGUCGAGAUCAGUAAACCUUCAUUGACAGAGGCGCCCAGGUUGCUGCAAUCUUGUGACCGUGCACGGAAGCAUUGAACAGACUAAGAGCUGUUCAACAUUCGUGAUGAGCACCUGAAUUCCGACAGCUGGUCUGCGCUUAUGUACUGUGAACACUGAGAUGGAGAACUAUGCGUAUAUGCGGCUUUAUAAUUCGGGCAGAAAUGAUGUACAUUUGCAUUUCUGCAGAUAGUCAACACAGUUUUACAAACGAGUCUUCAAAACAACUGUAAAUUUCACCUUGUUGAGCAUGAAAUGGGGAAUAAAUGAGUUUGUAAAUCUGUUCUGUUUCUUGAUUUUCUGCUUGUAUGCGGUGUUUGUGUUUUUCCCUGUCUUUGUUCUAUAUUUAUAUUUCAUACCAUAAAGUGAAAUAUAAGUUGAAUGAAAAAGUAUUUGACACCAAUGACCAGUGAGUAAUUGAAGACAUUCCACAUAAUUGAUUUUCUUCGGGCGAGAUGUUGAGUUCCAAUGCCAUUCAAUAACGACAUCUUUUGUUUUAACUUUUUCAGCUUUGCGUUACGAUUGGAACGUUGUGUAUCUACCCCAGCGCCCCUGCCGAGUCCUCUAAUUGGAGGGCUCCCUGGGAGCUCCAUUCUGAUUGGCCAGCAAGCUGCUGCCUUGUGGCUGGCUCAGUUGAAAGCGCAGCUAGCACUAUCGCAAGUCUACAACACCACUGCUGUUAGCAGACGAACUGCUACUUCUCCCUACGUACCCACAGCAGCCCCCUCGCCAACCGCUUCAGCCAUCAACCUGCUUAACCUUCUGAAGAUUGCUAACACAAUGUCCCAACCCAUGUAUAACCCUUAUGCCAGUGGGAACCACAGAGCCAACCAGGGCCAGUAUGGAUUGUCCAGCAUACCAGUAGAGCGGGACCCUCAGCAAACCUGUUCUCAUCUGGGACCUGGAUCUAUCCUCUGCUCCUCUGGAGGUUCUUCUGGAACAUCUGCCAACACUGGACAAAUGAUUCCAUCAGCGUUGCCUCAGACCUACAGACCAGAGACCUACAGACCAGAGACCUACAGACCUGAGAAGAGUGGGGCCACACAUGACGACGACAUACAGAGAAAUGUUGAUAUGCAUAUUUCCAGAGCCAGAGAAGAAAUGAGUCACCAUACCAGGAACCAGGAUGCUCACUCGAGUAUUGCUCAGCAGGAUGGGAUGCUCUCAGGCAUGACCUCCCAUGUAAUGUCUUCAGCGUCUGCUGGACAUGUAAGACACCCAGAUGUGGCAAGUACCAGUAGCUCCUUGGGCUGGCUGUCAGACGUCAAGAGGAAUAUUGACAAUUUGGCAAAACCAUAUUCACCUGCAGGUAGCUUUGCAAGCAGUAGUGAUGUAGGGUUUAAGUUCUCCAGUGAAAGGGAACGAGAUGACAUGUCUUUUUCACGGUCGGGAGGCUGUGACUAUUCAGGUUCAGCCAAGCCAUUGACUCACCCUGAACCCGUAAAGCCCAGGUACACAUCUGAAACGGCUGCAGAUAUCCUUUUGCACUUUGGACUUGAAAAAGAAGAUUUAGAACAACUCAUCUCCUACCCCGAAGACCAGCUUACCCCUGCCAACCUGCCAUAUAUUUUGCAUCAAAUCCGUAUCUACAAGUCUAAGGGCGAUACGUGUGCGGUUACAUCUGGAGCUGGCAGGAGUGAACAGGACAUUUCGAAGAGGUCAGAGGCAUUUCCAUCAACUAUUUGCCAGCCAAGUAAAGUGAUUGAAUACGGUCACACUGGCAAAUACACUGGAGGCCUUGUUGAAGAAACUGUGGGAAGUGGGAGUAGACCCAGUAGUGGUGUAAGACUAGACACUUCAGAUGGCAGCAGUAGUGCCAUAGAGACACUCUUGAAUAAAACUGGAAUUGUCAAACCUAGUGACUUGGGUUUUUCCUCAGACCAGAUGAAGUCUCUUCCUCACCAUAGCUCUGUGACUCUCCCAAGUCAUAUCCCAAACAAAUUCUCACACACCCAAACUAAGCAUACAUCUGUAGAACACCACACCUCAGUUACUCAACCAAAGAAAGACACAGACAGCCGAGUUCCUGGAACUAUCAAACCCCCUUUAAAACAACUGGAUGCCGGUCCCCAAAAAAACAUAAAAGCCCAGCCACCUCCCAGUGCACUGGUGCGAGGUGUCCAUCCCAGCCGACCUGGACUUGUGGUAAUUGGCAGUAAUGAUGACAGAGGCACACAAGAACUGACUAAAACUCCCCAGGGGUCAGCAGCUUGUGUAAAGCAUCUGAAGACCCAGCAGAUACAACAGCAAAAGACGCCGCUGCCGCCACCGCCACCAACGCAGCUGAAAAAGAAGCCUUUGCCGCUUAUGGAGCUUAUGUGCCAGCCUUCUGUGAAACCUGUUGCUCCUGCUUCCAGUUUACUUCACCCUCAAGAGCCACAGCUACCAACCGUGGACCUGCAUAAUGUUCACAUGAUGGAACAACCUUCGAACAGAUGCGUUCCAAUGUCCAAGGGGCUGCCAUCGCUGAGCAUGAUGAAUGACUACACGGCAUCCAUGCCCAGAAUCUUUCCACACACCUGUGUUCUGUGUAACAAAGAAUGUUUUGAUAAGAAGGAUUGGCUCUUGCAUCAGAAAUCCAAUGUUCACUUUGAGAGCUGCAAAUUACUUCGGCUACAAUACCCAAAAUGGAAUGGUGAGGUUAACAACGUCUCACGUUCUGCAGGCAGGGAUGCUCAACCCUCACGAUCAGUCCCUCAAAAAACUGGCAAGCAGUCGCAGCAGAGAAUCCAAUAUGGAAGACGUUCACGUUCUCCUGUCUCUCACUACUACCACGAUGGCUCAGGCAGAAGAGAGAAAUUCAGCAGCCAAACACAGUCACCACACAGCUCCACGUCCUUGCAAAGCAGUGGUGUCCCUUCAAGGAGCUAUGAGAGGCGAUCUCCACCAAGGAGGAGCAAUGACAGACAAGCUCCACGAGGGAGAAGCUAUGAAAGAGAUUCUUCGCCAGCAAGGGGCCACAAGUGGCAAUCACCACACAGGAGGAGCAGCGACCGCCGAUCACCGCGAGGGAGAAGCGAGGACAGAUACUGUUCGCCAAGGAGGAGCCGCGAGGGGCUAAUGUCACCAAACAGGAGUAGAGACAGACGAUCUCCACGAGAGGGAAGCUAUGAGAGAUACUCUCCACCCAGGAGCAGCCACGAGAGGCGGGCCUUGCCAGAGAGCUCAUCGAGCAGUGCUCAACGACUGGCUAAGAAACUGCUGGAAACAACAGGUGUCCAGUCGCUUUCCGACCCGUCCAAACUGGAGGCUGUGGUCAAAACUCUGGCUCCAGCUUUACUUGCAGAGCUUGCCAAGUUGAAGUCUUCAUCGUCCUCUUCCAAAGCAGAGGCAGGAGGAAAGAGAUCCUCUGCUUCUACGUUGUCUUCGUCUGCUUCCACGGCAAAGAAAAAACCCUCAACUGUCUUGACAUCAAAAGCAAAGCCAAACAUGAGGAAGAGUGCAGCGAUUUCCUCCUUCAAGGCUGGUAAAUCCUCGCCUCCAACCAUGGUGAAGCUACAUGGGGUUUCAUCUGCUCUUUCAUAUAGCGAAGUGGUCGCAGCUAUGUCACAUUAUGGAAAAACCAAGUCUGUUGUGCUGUUCCGUUCAAGUAAAGAGGCGGUCGUAUGUUUCCAGAGAGAGGAAGAUGCUAUGAAGCUGAAGAGCAUGAAGACCAUCCGUGUGAAAGGACUUGGAGUCGGAGUCGGCAGUGAAACGGACCACAAGGGAGCCAGAGCCCAUCCCUCCAAAUCCAGUGCCAAGACUAACAAAGCACCCAGUGCUAGAUCAGCUAAGCAGGUGACUCAUCUCACCCACGAUAAACAACCUGGUAGCUGGGAGAACUGCAAGGAAGGCAUGCUGGGAAAGAGCAUGACCAGACCUGUUUCCAACCCCCAUCCAAAACCUCAGACCUCUAAAACCACAACCAGCGCUAAUAAAAAGGCUGCUCCAGGGCCUGUAAAAUCUGUAACCAAGAAAACCUUCCCAGCCAAACCCAGUACCAGUCUGAAAACCACUGGGAAAACCGCACUGAAAGAUCGUGCAUCUGCCACUAAAGCAAAAGUUGUGGUUACCAAAAGAAAAAUGUCCUCCUUCCAACGCAUUGUCAAACCAUCAGCUGGCAAGUUGGUGGCAAGGCCAACUGUGAAAAAGAAAGAUGAUAAAGACCCAGAGGUGACGGCUAAAACAGGAAGCAUGUCAGUCUCUAAGCGAAAUGAACCUGCAGGAGCUUCUGAAGCAGAAAAGACAGCCAAUGAUCCAACAAGAAACUUGGCUGAAGCAGGAAGCACAUCGGUCUCUAAGCAAAAGGAACCCGCAGGAGCUCCUGGAGCAGAAAAUAUCCAAAGAGCCAAAGAUCCAGCAAGAAACUUGGCUGAAGCAGGAAGCACAUCGGUCUCUAAGCAACAGGAACCUGCAGGAGCUCCUGAAGCAGAAAAUAUCCAAAGAGCCAAAGAUCCAGCAAGAAACUUGGCUGAAGCAGGAAGCACAUCGGUCUCUAAGCAACAGGAACCUGCAGGAGCUCCUGAAGCAGAAAAUAUCCAAAGAGCCAAAGAUCCAGCAAGAAACUUGGCUGAAGCAGGAAGCACAUCAGUCUCUAAGCAAAACGAACAUGCAGGAGGAGCUCCUGAAGCAGAAAAGACGAUCAAAGAUCCAACAAGCAAGUUGGCUGAAGCAGGAAGCACAUCGGUCUCUAAGCAACAGGAACCUGCAGGAGCUCCUGAAGCAGAAAAUAUCCAAAGAGCCAAAGAUCCAGCAAGAAACUUGGCUGAAGCAGGAAGCACAUCAGUCUCUAAGCAAAACGAACAUGCAGGAGGAGCUCCCGAAGCAGAAAAGACGAUCAAAGAUCCAACAAGCAAGUUGGCUGAAGUAGGAAGCACAUCGAUCUUUAAGCAAACUGAACCUGCAGGACAUGAAGCAGGAGCUCCUGAAACUGAAAAGGCAGUCAAAGAUACAACAGACAUCUUGGCUGAAGUAGGAAGCACAUCAGUUGCUAAGCAAAACGAAGAUGCAGGAGGAGCUCCUGAAGCAGAAAAGACGAUCAAAGAUCCAACAAGCAAGUUGGCUGAAGUAGGAAGCACAUCGAUCUUUAAGCAAACUGAACCUGCAGGACAUGAAGCAGGAGCUCCUGAAACUGAAAAGGCAGUCAAAGAUACAACAGACAUCUUGGCUGAAGUAGGAAGCACAUCAGUUGCUAAGCAAAAUGAAUGUGUAGGACAUGAGACAGGAGCUCCUAAAGCAGAAAAGUUAAUGGAGGAGACUCCCAAAAAUCCAGCAGGUUACUUGACGAAAGCAGAGCCAGGAACACCAACAAAGACCGCAAGUGUGGCAUCCAAAACCAUUACUAAAGAAAGUACUCCUGGCAGAGAGAACACCAAGCCUGAGAAUCCUGAAACAGAAGACUCUUUGGUGGUAGAAGAUGUCAUCCAAGCUGUUGAUGCUGUUAAUGCUGCUGUUGUCAAUCCAGAGCAACUAGCUGGACCUGACAGAGUUGAUCUUGAUAUUAAGGACCCAGAACCCAUGGAAACUGAAACUGUUGCAGAGAGAAAAGAGGAAAAACCAAUGACUUUAAAACCUGCUCCUGAAAACUCACCAGACAUGUGCAGUGAGAGCCAUAUGCCACCUAAUGGGGUUGAAUUGGAUGUUGUUGGACCUCCAACACUUUCCAUGUCUACUGCUGUUUUGCCUCAGAGCACUAAAACGUGUGAACCUGCUGGGACCAGUAGUCCGAGCUCAAAAAUCCCCACAUGUCCAGAGAAGUUGGUUGAAGCUCCACCACAAACACCUCAGCCGGACUGCAGCACACAGGGUCUAGAUACCAAGAUGGAAGCUUCUCCUAUACAGCAGGAGUGUGCAGGAAGCCCAGCCGAAGCUGCCGUAGAGGUGAAACUUACAGAUGAAAAGAUGAAGACCUACUUGCUUCAAAAAGUGAAGACGGAAGUGGAAGCCUCAUCCAUCGGUGAAACCCCCAAAACUGUCCGCAGUGACUCAGCCAUGUCAAAGAAGGAUACAAAAAAUGAGCAAACUGCUGUGGCGCUCACCAAGCCGCCAAGGAUGGAUACAAAAAUUGAGCAAACUGCUGUGGCGCCCAACAAGCCACCAAAGACGGAUACAGAAACGAAGGAAACUGCUGUGGCGCCAACCAAGCCGCCAAAGACAGAUACAAAAACCAAGGAGACUGCUGUGGCGCACGCCAAGGCGCCAGCAACAGAUACAAAAACCAAGCAGACUACUGUGGCGCACGCCAAGGCGCCAGCGACAGAUACAAAAACCAAGCAGACUACUGUGGCGCACGCCAAGGCGCCAGCGACAGAUACAAAAACCAAGCAGACUACUGUGGCGCACGCCAAGGUGCCAGCGACAGAUACAAAAACCAAGCAGACUACUGUGGUGCACGCCAAGCCGCUAGGAGCCACAUGCUUGUUUGGAGAGCUGACUGAGACGGAGUUGCUUCAAAAGCUCCCAAAGCUUUGGCAAAUCUGUAGGAAGUAUUUCGUUUGGCCAUCACUAAUCAAACGAAAAAGGAAAUUUGAUUUCAAGGUGGUGGCAAUAACAAACCUACCUCAGUAUUGCGACGGCUGCUAUACAGAAAACGACAUCAUCAAUUUGCUCAGACCUUUUGGAUUUAAACAUGCAAAUGACAAACUCUUUGUCAUACCACAGGUGUGCAUGGCAUAUGCAAUGAUGCCCUCUAUGUCACAUGUAUCAGCGAUGUUUCCCAUCUUCAACAAAAAUUCUCUGAAACUGGGAAAUUGUACACCUGUCGUGAACGCACUGUCACAGUCCAUUAAGAUGUCUCAUCCGGUUUUGUUUUACGAGUCGCUGAUGAAUCGCAUUGGUUUUCAAGUAAACAACUCUGGUAAGAGAUUGAUUUAUAUUCAGAACAUUUCCACGAGUGAAACUAAACAUCUCAAGGAAGCCUUGAAAAAAAUUGGGGGCUUGACACGUUUCCUUCCACUUCUCAACAAGGUGUUCAUAGAGUUCAACUCAAGUUUGGAUGCUGACCGACUAGGAGUAUGGUACAGUCUCUUAAACAAAGCUCCUGGUUAUGAAAUCCAUAGACUGGCAAUACCAUAUUCCACUUCGAAGAAACUCACUUUUCCUGAGAAUGCUCUUCCAUGCAACACAGAAGCUAUUGCUGGUGCAACUGUACCAACACAAAGUAUUCGUACUCCAUACAAUAGCCGUGCCCCUUUCUGGAUCAUUCUCAAAGACAGGCCCUUCGUGUUCCCGACUGAGGCUCCUUGGUUCUUCAUUCCUAGCUACCUGACAUUGAAAUUUCAGAAUAAUACGAAGGACCCUUCCUUCGUCUAUGGAUUUCCAACACUUAUGAUCACCGGUUUACCGGAUGGAAACUACAAGCAAGAAGACAUUGCCAAUUUGGUCUGGGCGUAUUUUCCCAACCAGACUCUUCGCUCACUGUACUACAAUGUGACUGUGCUGACGUUGCAGAGGAGGGCCUUCAUUUAUUUCACAGAUUUGUCAAAGUGCUGUGAGUUUAUCCAGGCUCAGGUGAAUAAAGAGAUUUAUCUCAAUUCUGCGCCUCUCACCAUGCACUUGGUUUUACCACCCCUGACUGCUGUAUACAGUGAGGAGUUGAUGUUUGAAUCUUUAAUGAAAUGGAGCACCACUCCUGUAGACGAUGCAGAGUCUUUGGAGGAUCGAUUGCUUUGUGUGGAGAUUUUUCUAACCACCGUGGACAUCGUCACAUCUGUCUUGGAGGCUGUGACGUCUAUCGCACCUGUCAACCGUGUUCUGCCGCUCGCCAACAGGAUAUGCAUUGAGAUGGUCGACUCCCAAGGUGUAACUCAAGUGGUGGAGAAAUGCAGACCGCACAUGCUUAGUCCUGAGACUAGGGAUAAAAUUGGCCGUUUUGAGAGUGUCAAGAGUUUUAAACAGCGCCUACAAGACUCCUUUGACACCGUUGUGGUCCUUCAGAAGGGCCCCCAGCAUUGUCAAGCUGUGAUCUCACCUGCACCGUGUGAAACGGAAGACCCACCUGGAUCUAUCGCAUCCUCACCUGUGAGAAUUGAACAGACACCUGUGCUCCCAGGAGUUGAGGAGCCAGCGAGUGAAAGUCCCUGUGACGUUACAUCCACUCCGAAGGCAGGUGAAGAUGCAGCAAGAGUGAAAGGAGAAGAGAAACAAAGUUCACCAUCAACAGUCUGCGCUGCUUCAAGCUCCACCCCUAAAUCCACUUUGGUUCCACCUAAAGCAAGUGUCUGUGACCUUCCCAAAAUGGCCGAGGAUGCUGUCCCACCUGCAGCGCAGCAGCAACAACUCGAGGAGGAGGAGGGUGAAGAUUUAGGAAGGGAGGAUUUUGCACAUGCCAAUGUUUUUGCUGAGGAAGAUUUCAACAUUGAGGACUUUGUUACUUUAGAUGAAUUAAGUGAUGAUGUAGAUCCCCAGAGCUGUACUGAGACCUCCUCCUCACCAAAGCACUCCUCCUUGGAAAUGAAAGGCUCUGAUGUUGUACCUAGUUCCUUGAAAGACUCUGAGAGUGCAGCUUCUUCAUGCUCCUCAUCCAAGUUGGAUAAAUGCUGCUUGAAUAGCAGACCAACUUCUAACUCUGCCUCCGUGUCCUCUGUAAAAUCCAAAGACUUGCCUGAAGACAGCAAAUCUGCCACCAAGUCCUCAUCAUCUGCUCAUGUCAGUCAGGUGAGUGCCUCUUGUUCACCAGCUACUGAAGCCACCUCUGACCAUGGACAGAAAGCAGCAGUAACCCCGGAGGGAAGAGUUGCAAAAUCUGACCACAAGGUGUCAACAGAGGCCAUUAAGAGUCCAGAAAUGAAGAGUGAUUCAAAGGUUCAAUGUGCUUCAACAAACAAAAGAAGCCUGUAAAAGUGAAACUGACCAAACGUGUGAAAAGAUGGAUGAAGCGAAGCAGGAUGGAAGCUCUGAAAACCAGCAAAUGAAGCCUUUGGAAAGCCAAACUGUGCACAAUGAACCCCAUCAAGCCUUGCACAGCAUGGAUGAUGAUGGUAAGA